Molecule: messenger RNA, 2202 nt
Organism: Auanema sp. JU1783
Lineage: Eukaryota; Metazoa; Nematoda; Chromadorea; Rhabditida; Rhabditidae
Source: the annotation of a GenBank genome assembly
AUGCGGCUGUUGCUGCUACUGUCCUCGCUCGUCUUCAUUACUACUUCAGCUCUUGAGCAACCUGAAGUCUUGGUUUAUACAGUCGCGACCGAGAAAACCGAUGGAUUAAAGAGAUUGCUGGCUUCGGCCGAAACAUUCAACAUCAAUGUGAAUGUUCUGGCUCUAGGAGAAGAAUGGAGAGGAGGUGACACUCGUGUUGAACAGGGAGGAGGACAGAAAAUUCGACUCCUGAGAGAGGCUCUUGAGAAGCACAAGGACAAGAAAGAUACAAUUGUACUUUUCGUGGACGCAUAUGAUGUUGUUUUCACAAGCGAUUUGAACACGAUUCUAUCCCGUUUCUUUGAGCAUUUUGAAGAUAAGAAAGUUUUGUUUGGAGCGGAACCUUUCUGCUGGCCAGAUCAAUCCUUGUCGACUGAGUACCCAUUGGUUGACUUCGGCAAGAGAUAUCUCAACUCUGGACUGUUUAUGGGUUACGUUUCUCAAAUCUAUGAAAUCGUUAGUUUCCAAGAAGUAGCCGACAAUGACGAUGAUCAACUCUACUAUACUCACAUAUAUUUGGAUGAGAAGCUCCGUAGAGACUUAGCCAUAGGAUUAGAUUCCAUGUCACGCAUUUUCCAAAAUUUGAAUGGAGUUGUGGAUGAUGUUGAGUUACAGUUCGAUGAUAACGGAGACGCAUUGGCUUACAAUGCUGCUUAUAAUACUCACCCGGCCAUUAUUCAUGGAAAUGGUCCGAGCAAGAAAUAUCUGAACUACUUAACCAACUAUCUAGCCAAAAGAUGGUCUUCAGCAACCGGUUGUUUCAACUGUGGAGACAAGAGCCGUUUGGAUCUAAGCGAGAAAUCUGAAGAGGAUCUGCCAUUGAUAACGGUCUCCUUUGUCAUAUCAAAGCCUAUUCCGUUCGUAGAAGAAGUGCUGAAAGCUCUCUCCGAAGUGGAAUAUCCGAAAAGCAGAAUAGCUCUUUAUGUAUUCAAUAACCAGAAGUUCAACAUCAAGACUGUUCUAGACUUUGUGUCCGAAUUCGGAAAAGAAUAUCACACUAAGAAGAUUAUCAAUGGGGAUGAAGCGAUAUCAGAGCGUGAUGCCCGGAACGAAGCCUUGGAUUUCGCUGAGCGAGUUUCAUCAGAUUAUCUUGUUUUCCUUGACGCCGAUGUUAUAAUUACCGAUAAGAAAGUUUUUCAUAGUCUGAUAGAAUACUCUGUCAACUACGAUAUCGGAAUAGUUGGCCCAUUCAUAAAUCAACCAGGAAAGUUGUUUUCUAACUUCUGGGGAGCCAUCGCUUCGAAUGGAUAUUAUGCUAGAAGUGAAGACUACAUGGCUAUCGUGCAUAGAAAGAGAAAAGGAUACUUCAACGUGCCAUUCUUAACAUCCUUGUUGUUGUUGAAUAAGGAGAAGAUCUCCGCCAUGAAAGGUGCUUUCUCCUAUUCGUCUCAGAUUGAUGCAGAUAUGUCGUUCUGUAAGUUUGCUCGAGACAAAGGUCACUUUAUGUAUGUGGACAACGAGCAUCUGGUCGGAUUCUUGAUUAUUAAUGAAGAUUUUAUUGAAAAUGUGAAAGAAGGGCGUUAUCAUCCAGAAAUGUAUGAAAUAUUCACAAACCGCGAGCUAUUCGAAAGAAGAUAUCUUCACCCUAAGUAUAAAGAAACUUUGGAGAGUGAAGAGUUCGUUCAACCCUGCCCAGAUGUUUAUGAUAUCCCUUUGAUGUCUGAACGCUAUGCUAAAGAAAUGAUUGAGGAGAUGGAAGCUUAUGGUCAAUGGAGUAAUGGAAAGAAUCAAGAUAAUCGAUUAGCUGGUGGAUACGAGAAUGUGCCAACCCGAGAUAUUCAUAUGAACCAAAUCAAUUAUGAGAGACAUUGGCUAUACUUCCUGGAUGAGUUUGUUCGACCCAUGCAAGAGAAGGUUUUCAUAGGAUACUUCCAUAAGCCUGUGGAAUCUCAUAUGAUGUUUGUUGUUCGAUACAAACCGACAGAGCAAGCUUCAUUGCGUCCUCAUCAUGAUGCCAGCACAUACAGUAUCGACAUUGCUUUGAAUAAACUCGGAAAGGAUUAUGAAGGAGGAGGCGUUAGAUAUGUUCGGUAUAAUUGUACUGUGCCAGCAGAUGAAGUUGGAUACGGUAUGAUGUUCCCUGGACGAUUAACUCAUCUGCAUGAAGGAUUACCCACAACCGAAGGAACUCGAUACAUACUUGUAUCAUUUUUAAAUCCAUAG